AUGACCCCUAUGAUCAAUACUCAAGAACUAGUGGAGAACGUGCUGCAUGCUCGUUCCGGGAAGCUAUUUGUCCGAAUAUCGAAACUAAAGCCGGAGUCUGUUUCAACACCGGUGUCGUGUCUUAAUGUGACAUCUCUGUUGGAGGUGGCUCAGUACUGUACUGAUAGCACGCGUCUGGAGAUGUCAUUUGUGAACAAGUUCUUUUAUCGUUUGGUUCAGUCCUCCCGAACCUCCGUGGACAUUAACUGUAAAAGUGGCUGGGUCGACACGAUCAACCACAGCCCGCUCAUCGAAUCGAUCUCCCUGCUCCAUGACGGGGAUCCAGAAGACCUAACGCGUUUUUGUACGAUCAUCCGGAACGACGGGUUUCCCUCGCUCCGCUCGCUUUCUCUGAGUUUUGUUUCCGACCACGCGGUCAUCGCCAUCGUCGGAGCGCUCGCCGACUUCGCGAGCCACCUCGCCCACCUCCACCUGGCCAGCCCCGCGCGCGCCGUCUCCUUCUCCCUCCAGUCCUACUUCCUCUCCGCCUCCGUCGCCUACGCCUUCCAAGACGCGCUCGCGCGCGGGCUCUCCCGCACGCUCGGCUCGCUCGAGCUGCGCACCGACGACGUCGCCGGGCUCGCCGGCUUCUUCAAGAUCGUGGACCUCAGCGACGCGCGGCUGCUCGACCGCGUCGCGCUGGACUCCUGCCCGCUCCAGGCGCGCGGGCUCGAGCUGCUGCUGCGGUCGGUGUGGCCCGACACGGGGCUGCGCGCCUCCGCGGUGCCGCUGCGGCGACUGGAGCUGGGCAACGUGCAGGCGGAGGACUGCGGACUCAAGUCGCUGGCGGUGGUGGCGCGGCGGAACGGGCUGAUCAGCCUGGAGACGCUGGACGUGGGGAACAACAAGCUGCGGCGGCGCGGCAUGGGGUAUCUGGCGGGGGCGCUGGCGCAGUACUGGCUGCCGAACCUGCGGAAAUGCGUGCUGACGAACAACAAUCUGGGCGCAGGGGCGCUCGUGGCGCUGUUCGACGCGCUGGCGGCGGGCCGGUGCGUGCUGCUCAGCGUGCUGGAGGUCGAGAACACGGGCAUCGGCGAGGCCGACCUGGCCCAUCUGGCGGGGUUUCUGCGCUCGCCGUUCGCGGAGAACCUCGCGCGGCUGAACAUCUCGAUGAACCCGCUCGUCACGGCGGCGCUGCCGACGUUCUUCCGCGGACUGCUGGAGGGCUCCUGCCGGUCCAUGGAGACGCUCUUCCUCGAGGGAAUCUCGCUCUCCGGCGCGGAGAUCGGCGGGCUGGUGGACUGGCUGCGCAGCCGCAAGGCCGCGCGCUUGAAGCACUUGCUCUUGAAGUCCAAUCUGCUCGAUGAGGCCGCCUUCUACGCGCUGGUCCGGACGCUGAUUCGGAAGGAGUGUCCGCGCAUCCAGGUUUUCGAUUUCAGUCGAAAUCUGAUCGGGAACUUGGACGCGCAGCGGUGGGACGAGCUCAUCCGCGGCGAUGGCGAAGAUGUCACCUUUGAGCAGGUCGAUUAUUCGUUUAACCCGCUCACCGAUGCGGAUAUGGACAUUCUCCUUCGCUUUAUGCGGCGCUUCUCGCGCAUCGAGCGAUCUGUCCGCAUCACCUUCUGCGGGAACUCGAUCACCGCGAAAGCCAUCAACGCGUAUUGCGGGGCGCUCACGGAUGUCGGGAGCGCGCUGCAGUUCCUCUCCAUCGACAGCUGCACGAUUUCGGGAUGUGGGCGGGCGUUUCAUCGGUUUCUUGUCAGCCAAGCGGCCCGCCACCUCGAGGUUCUGGUCGUGCGCGAUUGCUGCCUGACAGAGGAGGACUUGGAGCUGCUCUGUGAGGCGUUUGAGGAGGAUGGCUGUCCGGGAUUGGUGUAUCUGCAAUUGGACGGGAAUUCGGAGGUCAACGACGCGUUCGUUGAGCGGCUGCUCGGCGUGCUCGAGCAGAACCACUUAAGGAGCCUGUCCGGACUGGAAUUAGCGUAUACCUCGAUCACGGUGACGGGGCUGAAGCGAUUUGUGCAGUAUGUGCAGGAGCAUCCGUACACGCGACUCUGGAUGCUCUGCUUGAAGAAGAUUAGCGUGUCGUCCAAAGUGGCGGAGAUGUACAAGGAAACGAUGAAACAAAUAUUUCAUGGCACAUUUUCGAUCUAG
This is a messenger RNA of Blastocystis hominis, 2133 nucleotides long. RefSeq lists its product as hypothetical. Gene Ontology annotation, cellular component: cytosol; perinuclear region of cytoplasm; nucleus. Gene Ontology annotation, molecular function: small GTPase binding; GTPase activator activity. Gene Ontology annotation, biological process: activation of GTPase activity; nucleocytoplasmic transport. The record is from RefSeq and is a predicted model, not a curated record. The coding region runs from base 1 to 2133 and encodes 710 amino acids. The transcript has a single exon. Lineage: Eukaryota; Bigyra; Opalinata; Blastocystidae.